This is a messenger RNA of Hypoxylon trugodes, 1313 nucleotides long. RefSeq names its product DUF829-domain-containing protein. Bases 142 to 1038 code for a protein of 298 amino acids. NCBI's taxonomy places the organism in Eukaryota, Fungi, Ascomycota, Sordariomycetes, Xylariales, Hypoxylaceae. The transcript has a single exon. The record is from RefSeq and is a predicted model, not a curated record.
CUUUGAAAUAAUCAACUUGUCAAAUUUAUUUAAUAUGUUACGAGUGUUUGGUAUCUAGAUAUCUAUGUUACGUUUCAAAUAGAAUAUUAUGCAAAAGUUCAAAAAUUCACUAUAAUUUCAACGCUGUCUCAUGCUAUAAUUAUGGUCGCUAAGAGCUCGACAUUCCCGGGGUUCACACCUAUCUCCGAUCGAAUCUUUCUCCGCAAUGAAGAUUCCAACCCCGAUUCCGAUCCACUCGAGACCACUCAGCAGAACCAACCAACAACGAUUGUUGUCUACGGCUGGGGUGAUGGUCUCCCUAAACAUGUCGCGAAAUAUGUAGAUGGUUACCAUAAAUUAUUCCCGGCGGCUCGGAUUUUGAUGGUUAUUUCGUCGACUUUCGCAGCGUCAUAUGAAUCGCUCGAAAAGCGAACGAAGGUCAUGCUGCCCAUCAUCGACGCCGUAUUCUCGGACCCGGAUGAUGAAUCGCAACGAGUCAUUCUGCAUGCGAUGUCCAAUACCGGAGGGAUAUAUAUGGCCGCGACGUUAAACGCUUUCCAGUAUCGCCACGGAAAAGACAAGACGCUUCCACACCACCUGUGUGUGGUUGACUCCACACCUGGAAGCACUGUGUUUUCAACAGAAGUAAGCAAAUGGGCUAAGGCGAUGGCGUUGGGAUCGGCAAAAUGGUUUCCAUGGCCAUUUGCAGUGACACAUGGGUUGUGGUGGGCAUUCUUGUACGCAAUGUUCCUGGUCGAGAAGGCAUUUGGAAGGGUACCCUCCGGCGUUUAUAGCUGUAGGGUGUUUCUGGACCACACAAUAGCGACGACCAAGGCGCCAAGAUUGUUCUUGUAUUCAAAGACAGAUGAUAUAAUCGGAUGGGAAGAUAUUGAGGCCAAUGCAGCGCAGGCGCAGUCUAGUGGUUAUAAAAUAGACCUAGAAAUGUUUGAGGACUCCCCACAUGUUGGACACAUGAGGAUGCACCCUGUUCAGUAUUGGAGUGCGAUAGAAAGAUGUUGGAAUACCUCGAUGGAAUUGGAAUAUGGUGGGAAAUCAUAAACAAGAAUGUCCUUGGUGCGAAUGAGGCAUGCAGAUAUAUCGAUCUGUUAACUUAAUAGGAGAUGGCCAUUUAUCUUCGUUUCCUAGUUGGCGAUUUAGAGUGGGCGUCGGGGUUAGAGGCCCGUCGAUUAUAGACCAACAGUUGAUUCCGAAUGGGGUAUACGAAUAAUUAAUUUAAUAUAUCUACCAAAAUUCCCAGCUAAUUACCUAUAUUUAAUUUGCAUCCUAGACGGAAGAGGUUUACCAUAUAAGUUUUGAAGUAUUCUCUAGGAAAU